Molecule: messenger RNA, 2493 nt
Organism: Tremella mesenterica DSM 1558
Lineage: Eukaryota; Fungi; Basidiomycota; Tremellomycetes; Tremellales; Tremellaceae
Exons: 8
Coding region: 1-2493 (830 amino acids)
Biological process (GO): regulation of transcription by RNA polymerase II
Cellular component (GO): piccolo histone acetyltransferase complex
Source: RefSeq, a predicted model, not a curated record
AUGGCAGUAGGCUCAAGUAGACGAGCAGGGAGGGUGACCAAUAAGACGAGAUUAGUCAUUUAUAGAGGUUCAGAUCAAGUUGAAUUAUCAUCGGCAGAAGUAAUCGUAUGGGAAACAGACCCGACAUCUUCCGAACCUACAAAACAUCAACAUGUGGGAGCGAAAGGUGUUGAAAGUGGCGAGUUAUUGGAACAUCAUCUUCAAGCAGCUUUAUCUUCAGCUUCUUUAUUACAUUCAACUCUUCCUACUUCUCCUCCAAAACCAACACAUUCACAACUUCGUAAUGUCAAAGAAUCCACCAUUCCCACUUCCACUUCCACUUCCAAUUCAACCAACAACAAUACACUGGCUUAUCAUAUCCCAACUCCAGAUGCAACAGGUUUGGUCGAAAAUGCAGAUUAUGCAAGAUUAUAUCAAACACAUAAAUAUUUCGAACCUAUCAAUUACAUAAAAUUCUCUGAUACGGUAGAAGAAGCAUGUCAAGGGAUAGGUGGAUUAGGUUAUUGUAUGGAUGAAGAAGAUUUGAAAUGGUUGAACGAAUUCAAUGAAAAAGGUGAAGGUGGAAGUGGAAGUCCAUUGAAAGAAACUUCGAUGAAUCAACCUUUAUCAGCUGGAAGAGAGAGGAGAAAAGGGAAAGAAAAGGAAAAGGAAAAAGAUAAAGAUAAAGAAACACAAAUGGUUUUGGAGAUUAAGAUGGAUAUAUUCGAAUUCGUCAUGGGAGUUUUAGAGAAAUAUGUCGAAGAUAUGGUUCCUAUGGUACAUACUAACUUAUCUCUUUUACCUACUUUUACAGAUGUCGAAUCGUUUUUCUCUACACCUAUACCUGCUUCUUUUUUCCCGUCGAACGAAUUACCCAAAGGUCUUCCUGAACUCAAGGUGUUGACAAGGAUGGCUAGAUGUAUUUAUCCUCAUUGGAAAGUUAGAAGGGAGAGGAGGAAAGGGAAGAGUAUCAUGCCUGGUCUUAACUACGACGAAACAAACGACAACGACCCAUACGUAUGUUUCCGUCGUCGAGACAUUCGUGCAACUCGUAAAACCCGUAGAACAGAUAAUUACUCCGUCGAACAAUUCCAAAAACUUCAAGGAGAAAUGCGUAUGGCUCAUAUGAUUUCACAAAUGGUCGUUCAGAGAGAACAUCAUAAACGUGCAUUAUACCAAUCGGAAAGAGAAGUUUGGGAAUCAAAAUGGAAAUUAUUCGAAACUAAACGACGUUGGCCAUCUUUAGGUGUCACACCACAAGAAGAAGAAUUCAUCACUGGUAGACCUCAAGUCGGAAUCAUUUCAACUCAAACCCAAAGUUUCGUCAAUGGUCAUUUGGCUUUACAACAACAACAACAGAAUAUACCUCAGAUACGAAAGAAAGGUUUGGAUAGAGAGAAAGAAGAGAGGGAGAGAAGAGAUCGAGUCGUGGAGAAUAGGUUGGAAAAAGGUUUGAAUAAAGGGUUGAAUUUGAGUGAAUUGUUAAGGGAGAAAUUGGCUCAAAGGGAGAAUAGGUUGUUGGAGGGUUUGAAUAGGAAGAAAGAGGGGGAUAAUCAGUGGGAUGAUUAUACUGAUUCCUCUUACAACCCCCUUCCUUCCAGAUUAUCAAGCCAUGGGUUUCGUCCUUUAUCAGCCUUGGACCCUACUGUCGAAUCUUCUGGACAAGGUGAAGAUCUGGAAGAAGAAUUAAGACCUUUAACUUUCAGACUUCGAAGAGGAAGAGGUGGCAUGUUACGGUUAGAUAGAAGACCACCUUCAUCGACGACAAACUCACAACAUCUCGCAGAUCGUUUAUUCCCUCAAAUCUUUCCUUCUGUACUUGGAAAACGUCAUCGUCCUAGAUCUAUCGAUGAAGUCGAAGAUCAAUCAUCUCCAUUCGGACAAGUCAAAAAGUUGAAUGAGAUCUGGCGAUACGCAACUGCUACAGGAUCCACAGGAGUAGGUUUAGGACCUAAUCCUAUCGAUUCCAACACAGUCAUCAUUGAUGAUUUUGACCCUAAAUAUCUGCGUUACCGAAUUACUUUACUGCAAAGUGAAGAUCUUCAAAAACUUGUCCCAGAUCCUACUCUCCUCGAUCAGACCAAAGACAUUUUGGACGAACCGAUAGAAUUACCACCCACUCCAGUUUUCGUCAGACCUCAACCUCAAAUGGGUAUAAACGUCAACCCUCAAUUCAUGUUGCAACAACAACAAAUGUUACAUCAACAACAAGCUGAAUAUCAAAGAUUUCAAUUAUUGGCUCAACAACAAGCAAUGGCAGCUCAACAAAUGGUUCAAGUUCAACAACAAGCUGUUCAAGCUGUUUUACAACAACAAAACCAGACUCAGAACCAGAAUCAGAAUCAAAACCAAAACCCUAGAAUAACUUCGAAUCCUUCCAAUACUUCAAAUUCUUCAAAUAUCAAUAAUCCUUCCGAUUCCAAUGGACAAUAUGUCGGAUCACCAGGAGGACAAAUGCAAUUGAAACUUCCUCCUCAUGCUCAGGCGAGAUUGGCACAAGGGCCUGGUCGAUGA